GUGACAAAAGAAAAAAAGUUAAGACAGAUAGAGAGACCCGUCUCAUAAUAUCUAAGCCGUUUCAGUUCAAUUAUUCAUGAUAGUAAGUUGGUAUGAACAGAGCAUGAAUGGUGAUAUAAACAUUUCAGUCCUUGUAUAGGGCCUUUUAGGAUCAGGUAUGGAAGUCUUUUCGAGGUCUUCUCGAGCAGAAGAAGAUGAAGAAGCUCUGAAAUGGGCUGCAAUAGAGAGGCUCCCUACGUGUUUACGUAUAGGGAGAGGUUUGUUCAUUGAUGGUGAGGGUCAAGCUAGAGAGGUUGAUGUAGAGAAACUUGGCUUGCUAGAGAGAAAGACUUUGUUGGAGAGGCUGGUGAGCAAUGCAGAGAAAGAUAAUGAAAAGUUCUUGUUGAAGCUCAAGGAACGGAUUGAUCGAGUUAGACUUGAUGUGCCAACAAUUGAAGUUCGGUUCGAGCAUCUAACUGUUGAGGCAAAGGUUUAUAUUGGAAGCAGAGCACUGCCCACAUUACUCAACUUUGCUAUCAAUAUGUUACAGGGCAUGCUACAUUAUCUUUACAUUUUUCCAAGUAGAAAGACACCUUUAACAAUCCUUCAAAAGAUUAGUGGCAUCAUCAAGCCUCAAAGGUGA
Prunus avium (sweet cherry) is the source of this 622-nucleotide messenger RNA. The record is from RefSeq and is a predicted model, not a curated record. Lineage: Eukaryota; Viridiplantae; Streptophyta; Magnoliopsida; Rosales; Rosaceae.